GAACUAAUAUUGUCGACAACUUCCGAGAACUCCUUAGCUUGCUUGCUUCAGUUCUUUGAUCAGCAGCUUAGAAGACUUAUUGAGUCUCUGGAAUGCAAUGGCCACCACUCUUUACACACUGAGAAAAUAUGUCUCGAUGUGAAAGACCCGCUUUUUUUACGACGUCCCGAUGUGGCCGACGACGAAGCGAUGGGCUUACUGGAUGAUGAAUAUGGAAAAGAGGGGGAAGAAUGCGGGAGCUAUGAUGGUUAUCUUCGACAAUCUCAAUGUCUGGACACUCAGCAUUCUGACUUAUGGUCUGGCAAUGGUAGUCCGGCAUGCUUCCAGUCGAUGCCAGAGUUGUCGAAUAAAACGAUUGAUCAUCAAGACGAAAUUCAUAGGUAUAUCCGAUUCAAAGGUGGAGUGAUUACAAUUUAA
Messenger RNA from Protopolystoma xenopodis, 417 nucleotides. The record is from the annotation of a GenBank genome assembly. NCBI's taxonomy places the organism in Eukaryota, Metazoa, Platyhelminthes, Monogenea, Polystomatidea, Polystomatidae.